Ochotona princeps (American pika) is the source of this 6172-nucleotide messenger RNA. RefSeq names its product GATA zinc finger domain containing 2B (gene GATAD2B). The coding region runs from base 819 to 2600 and encodes 593 amino acids. Gene Ontology annotation, biological process: negative regulation of transcription by RNA polymerase II. Lineage: Eukaryota; Metazoa; Chordata; Mammalia; Lagomorpha; Ochotonidae. The transcript has 11 exons. Gene Ontology annotation, cellular component: NuRD complex. The record is from RefSeq and is a predicted model, not a curated record. Gene Ontology annotation, molecular function: zinc ion binding; sequence-specific DNA binding.
UGGUAACCAUGUUCUUUGUGAAAGUGAUUAGUAACUCUGUAGAUGAGGCAUUUUAUGCUAGGCUUGUUCUUCCCUCAUUCAAAGGUAUGUGUGCUUGAGGAAGACUGGUUAGAAGAGCAGUGCCUCCUGAAUUUAACAGCUAUAAUUUGAAGAUACUUGUGUGAUGGCAUUAGGGGACUGGUCAGUUUAUAAUCAUUUGGGGUUGCUAGUGGUACAGGGUUAGAUAGGUGAAAGGAGGUACUGUUAAGGAAAAGCAAAAAACAAGGUAACAGCAAACACUAUUUAAUAUCUACUUUUGAGUUCCAUCCCAUCCCUCCUGUUUAGUAUAUAAUGAAAAUGCUGUAAUCUUUCUCUGCCCUCCGUCUGCUGCACAGUUGUAGUUGUACAAAAGGAAAAGUCAACAUUUGGAAUGAAGAAUUAGAGAUUGUUCUAAGAAUCCGGACAUUGCAAGUAUUCCAGUUCUGGGGUUCAUCUAGAAUGAUUCUUUAAUCAGCCAUUAGAAACUCAACAUUCGUUUAGAAGCUACAAUUCUGCAGCUCAGUUAUUAUGAUUUAUUUCUUAAUUUCACUUUAUGUGCUUCUUUAGUAGAUACCUGUAGGAAGCAUCUUUUUUGUUAGGUGGAAAUGAACUUAGUGAAAAUACUGUUAGAGUUGAUUUUAUGUGUGUUUUAAUGUUGCUCCUGCCAGACCUUCUGAAUUAAGGCUUUGGUUUGUAAAGCUUGGAUCGGGACAGUUUGGAGCGGGAAGGAACUUUUGAACUGGCUUAUCCCAUUAUAGGGGUUUGUCAGAUUGUGUCUGGGGAAAGCUGCUUAAUUCAGGAUGGAUAGAAUGACAGAAGAUGCUCUUCGCCUAAAUCUGUUGAAACGGAGCUUGGACCCAGCAGAUGAGCACGAUGAUGUCCUGGCAAAGAGACUCAAGAUGGAAGGGCAUGAGGCCAUGGAGCGUCUGAAAAUGUUGGCACUGCUCAAAAGGAAGGAUUUGGCAAAUCUUGAAGUGCCACAUGAGUUACCCACCAAGCAGGACGGCAGCGGUGUCAAGGGCUAUGAAGAGAAGCUCAAUGGUAACCUCAGGCCUCAUGGAGACAGCAGGACUGCUGGAAGGCCAGGGAAAGAAAACAUCAGUGAUGAGCCUGUGGACAUGAGUGCUAGACGGAGUGAGCCUGAUCGAGGAAGGCUAACUCCCUCUCCAGAUAUCAUUGUUUUGUCUGACAAUGAGGCUUCCAGUCCUCGUUCUAGCUCUCGAAUGGAAGAAAGACUUAAAGCAGCCAACCUGGAGAUGUUUAAGGGGAAAGGCAUUGAGGAACGGCAGCAGCUCAUCAAGCAGCUGAGGGAUGAGCUACGACUGGAGGAAGCCAGACUCGUGCUGUUGAAGAAGCUGAGACAGAGUCAGCUGCAGAAGGAGAAUGUAGUACAAAAGACUCCAGUUGUACAGAAUGCAGCAUCUAUUGUUCAGCCAUCUCCUGCCCAUGUGGGACAGCAGGGCUUAUCCAAGCUUCCCUCCCGGCCCGGGGCCCAAGGGGUUGAACCUCAAAAUUUGAGAACAUUACAGGGUCACAGUGUCAUCCGUUCAGCGACCAAUACCACUCUCCCACACAUGUUGAUGUCUCAGCGUGUUAUUGCACCAAACCCAGCGCAGCUGCAGGGUCAGCGGGGCCCACCUAAGCCUGGCCUUGUACGCACCACCACACCCAACAUGAAUCCUGCCAUCAAUUACCAACCACAGUCAAGUUCUUCUGUUCCCUGUCAGCGCACAACAUCCUCUGCCAUCUACAUGAACCUUGCUUCCCAUAUUCAGCCAGGGACUGUGAACAGAGUGUCCUCACCACUUCCUAGCCCCAGCGCCAUGACUGAUGCUGCCAACUCACAGGCUGCAGCCAAACUGGCUCUUCGCAAACAGCUGGAAAAGACCCUCCUGGAGAUCCCACCCCCAAAACCUCCUGCUCCCCUGCUUCACUUCCUGCCUAGCGCAGCCAAUAGUGAGUUCAUCUACAUGGUAGGCUUGGAAGAAGUCGUACAGAGUGUCAUUGAUAGCCAAGGCAAGAGUUGUGCCUCACUUCUGCGGGUUGAACCUUUUGUGUGUGCCCAGUGCCGCACAGAUUUCACCCCUCACUGGAAGCAAGAAAAGAAUGGUAAGAUUCUAUGUGAGCAGUGUAUGACCUCAAACCAGAAGAAGGCCCUAAAAGCUGAACACACCAACCGACUGAAAAAUGCUUUCGUGAAAGCCCUCCAGCAGGAACAGGAAAUUGAACAGCGAUUACAGCAGCAGGCAGCCCUCUCCCCCACUACGGCUCCAGCUGUGUCCAGCGUCAGUAAACAAGAGACUAUCAUGAGACAUCAUACACUUCGACAGGCUCCACAGCCCCAGAGCAGCCUCCAGCGUGGUAUUCCCACAUCUGCUCGCUCCAUGCUUUCAAAUUUUGCACAGGCACCCCAAUUGUCUGUGCCAGGUGGCCUCCUUGGUAUGCCAGGUGUCAACAUAGCAUAUUUGAACACUGGCAUCGGAGGACAUAAAGCCCCCAGUUUGGCAGACCGGCAGCGUGAAUACCUUUUAGACAUGAUCCCUCCCCGGUCUAUAUCGCAGUCCAUCAGUGGACAGAAAUAACGCCUGUUCCAUUUGCCCUGCCCCAACCUUGAAUCCUUUGCCCCUUUCCUCCCCCAUGCCCCCAACUUCCGUCGCAUGCAGUGCCUGUACUGGUGCCUACCAUACACGGAAAGCAGAACAGAAGGCAAAAAAUAGAAAUCAGCAACACACGCCCUGCCCGCCAACUCCCCUGCACUUCACACUGCUGCGAUCUGUUCUGCCACUCUGUCUUCUCGCUCUGGUUUUCUUUAACAGUGAGAUGGAUCUUUGCCUCUACUAGAGGUCAGAAUGAGGUCCUGGGGAGAAUCCAAGCCCUCUGACAUGUGGUUCUGAAGUUUAUUUUAUGCUAUAAUUAUUAUCAUUUUUUAAUGAUGUUGUGUGUCUUCCCUUUGUUCAGUGAACGGUUAAACCCUCUUCCCUCAAUCUUUUUCUUUUCUUUCUGCAUGCCUGUCUUUGGUUUUUUGUUUUGUUUUCAAUCUUUUUAUCUUUUGGUGAACACAGAUAACAUUCAGUGAGAAUGAUAGGAACAUUGCGAAGUGCAGCGAGGUCCCCAGCUGCCAAGCAGAUUAUUAGUGGGAGUGGUAGAAGCAGAAGUUUUGAAUGCACUUAACUGGAGUUGGGGCAGAGGUGGCAUCAAACAAGAAGGCCCAGCUGUGGGUUUCUUGGGGCUGGACUGUUUGGGAGGCAGUGUUUAUUACUGAAGUUGGGCUCUAGGAAUGAGGGGCAAGAGCCUGGAAGGAGAAGCUUUAAAACUCCACCACCUUGGAAUUUACCCAUGGAGGAUGGGGAGAAGGAGGUAUAACGAUAAGCGUAGUGAUGAGCCAAGGAGAAGCGAGACCUUGUCCUUGCCUUCUGGACCCCAGGGGUCUGAUAAGGGUGGUCUCCUUGACUCCACUGGGACACAGAAGUUAUUCCAGGCCAACUAGCCCAAAAUGAUUGCAUCUUAUUUUCUUUGUAAAAUUCUUUCCCACCCCACCCGCUUUUUAAAAAUCCUGAUCUUCCCCUAUGACCACAGUUCUAUCUAUAAUAUAGAGGAAUGGCUGUUCCUGGGUUGAUUUUGCUGGGUGUCCUAGAAGUUGGAAUGGGUAUGAGUCAGGUGACGGAGGGAGAACAUAGAUGAAAAAGAGAUUUUUCUCAGCAGUUCUGAGUCCUAGAUUUGCCUCUCCCUUCACUUUCCAAGUGCCAGGAGGUGAGGAUGAGGGCACCUGAGGAGGUGAGAGAACUGCCCUGCCUGCAGAGCCCGCUGCUCGUGUCCAAACCAACUCUGGAUCUUUGCUAUAGUGGUCGUGUGUCCCCCCCCCCCCCCAGGAUUCUGUUGAUUUUGCUUCAUUUUAUAUUAAUUUUUUUCUUAAGCGCUACUAAUUUAGAGAAUGAAUUGAAUUGUGCAAUGUUGCUAUUCUGGUGAUUGGGGAGAUUAACAUCCCAUUUGCCCACGCUGUGGGAGAGGUUGGUGGGGAUGGGGCGGUGUCUGAGGUGAGGGAAAGCCCUCAGAGGAUGGGCGUCUGCUCUCCUCAGGGUGUACCCCACCAGACCCUCCCGCUCCAGAGCUGCCAGAGGCUGCUGGGGGAUACUCUUAGCAGAGAGGGCUGUGGAGAAUUUUAAUGUUUUGCCCUUUAAAGCCACCUGAGAAAGUUCCCUCAUUUUUAUUUUUAAAAAUUAAAUAAUUUUUUUAAAGUAAGAAGGCACUUUUAAAAUUAACACACACCCAAACUGCACAUCUUCCCCAUAAAAUUUGGGGUGGGGUGGGAGAAGGAGCUGAAAUCGGGUUCAGUUUCCCACUUUGGCCUCUGCUCUCUGCACCCCAGUGCCACUGUGGGUGAUUAUACUGGCCCUACGGGCCUUCCUGGCUUUUUUUCUUUCUUCCUUUCCCCCAAAUUCAUGGAGCACUUAAUUAAGGAGCAGAGAUGCAGCUAGUGUCUGUGCUCCCCACGAGUGAAACGAUCUGGACGCGAGACACUAGGAACAGGUAGUGAUCGGGUCGUUUUCAAGUAUUUUUCUGGGGAAUGUGGUACCCCUGACUGUACGUGAUGGGAGAGGGAGGGGGGUUAAUGGAACUGGGUCUGGGGUUAUUUUAAAAUUAUAUAUAUAUAUAUAAAGAUAUAUUCUUACAUCUUUUCUUUGCCCUCUGUGCUUUGAAAGCACUGGAUAAAAGCAUUUGGUUUUGCUUUUCUCUCUUCCACAAAAUUGGAAGCGUGUGGGGUUUUUGUGUGCGUGUGUAUGUGGGUUUUUUUUUUUUUUUUUUUUUUAUGUUUUCUUAUGUCAUCUUGCCUUUGGGCAUGUCUGUCUAGCCUCUCCCCCAUGAUGAAGUGCCAUUUCUGUUACAUCUCCCUCUCCCCAGCUCAGAGGUGCUCAGCGGUACAAGGUACCCAAGUUUGUCAGUUGAGAUUAAAAGUAAGGAACAGAGAAUGUGCAAUACCGUCUGGCUGGGGCUGUCCCUGCCCUGAGCUGAGUCCCCGCCCUGGGAGCCAGGCCACUUUGGAAUGGGGUUUGGAAGAACGGUGUGUGGAGAUGGGGAGAGAGGGGAAGGAAAGCCCGAUGUCGAGCACCUGCUUGGGUGCUGAGGCCAUAAUAGGGCAGAGGGUGGACCCUUCCCUGGUUUGAAUCCCCUCAGGGUCAGUUACACAAAAGCUGCUUGUUGAAUAGUAUAGCUCUGUGACCCUUUACUCAGUUGCUGAGGUUUGAUUUCUUCUCCUUUCUUCUCCCAGUUUUCAUGCCCUUCCCGGGGAUAGUGAUGGGGGUGAGGUCUUAAUCAUGGUCAAGUAUUAGCCUUCCACCUCCUCUCCUCCCUCCAUGUCCUUGUCCGUCCGUCUUCCUCAAUUCUCUACUUCAUCACUGAUUACCCUGUCUCCCUCCAAGUCUCAUUGGUAUCCGUCCCUGGGCCUUGGGCCCUGUGGACAGUAAGCCUCAUGCCCUUAGGACAGAAGAACAGAUCCUCUGGUCAGAGUCAUUCCUUACCUUGAGCUCCACAUGAAGCUCAGAGUAUUGGCAGAGUGCGGAUCCCAGGGACUCGGCCUGGCUCCCUCCAGCUCCAGGCACUAACGGUGUCUUGCUCCCUAGAAACCUGGUACAGAGCAGAUUGCUAUGUGGCUUGGGUAAGGCUGGGAGGCAGAGGUCCAUAUUUGUCAUUUUUAUUUUGUCAUUUGACCACAGCAUCUGGAUUCCCUUCAUCCCUGGAAUAAGUAUUUUCCUACAUUUUUGGAUAUAUGUAUGGUAGACAAUUUUUUUUUAAGACACAGAGAUAAAUGUUUUCCUGCUUUGGUUACCUUUCCUUUCCCCUUUAAAAGGAAUUAGCUAUAGAACUGCUUUGUAAAGAUGCUUCUUGAUAUUUUACUUUUGUUCCUUUUCCCUAACCAUUCCCUUUUCUCCCCGAUCCUCCAGAAGGCAUAACCCUUCUCUCCAUACACCCCACCCCCACCCCAGUCCUAGGCUCCAUUCCCUUCCAUCAAGACCUUCAUUAGCUUAUGAUAUUUGCUGCCGAGAUGUUAUAACAAGGACUCAUUCGUGUAUAUAAGCUAUUUCUUGAUCCAUUUAAAAGGAAUUGUACAUUGUGUAGAAAAAAAAAAAAAACCUGAAAAAGAGAAAAAAAAGCCCUA